GAUCUGAUGGCCAAGGCAUGCAUGCUGUCCGCUUGGUCGCAAUACAAAUGAAGCGAUGAACGACUAAUGGACCACCGGGGUUCUGGAUACGACUUGCUAGGAAAAAAUAUCCAGCUCGGGCUACAUAACUUGACGACAUGGCAUCUGUCCAUAUUGAUCCUGGUCCUUGAUUGCCGAUAUUUUGAGAUGUACACCGGUACUACCAUUGUCUUCCCAAUCGAUGCUGAACAUCGUAAGGCGACCAAACCAAUAUGUUUGUCAAGCAUGAAGAGUCAGCCUCCCUUGAAUCUUCGCCUGGACUCACUCUGGGCUGUGAAUAGAAUUUAAGGAGAAAAUCCUUCUUGUUUUGGAUGUGGAACGAACUAUUUCCAAUGCUUGGAAAUGGUAUUAGGGCUUUCCAGAUCCUGAGAGAGAUUUGUUGGACGUUACCAGGUCUAGUAAAAACGGUUGGAAUGGUAUAAAACCCGAGAAGAUGAACCUUGCGCGUUCAUCCAUGAGCUGAUCCCUGACCAGUUGAGUAGGAUGUUGAGGGUGAUAUCCUUGAUCUUGGCAGUAGGAGUGGUAAGCUCCUCGCCCAUUUCCAAACAUGGCCCACAACCCGUUCAAGAGAACUGCAUUUGCUUGAACCAGACCAAAAUCGAAGAAAACGGGGGUUUCCGUGGUGAAUACUCGUACGUGGAUCCCGUUGGGUCCAAAAUCACCGUGAGCUACACAUACAAUCGAGAAGGCUCCUACAACGAGAAACGGCGGGUGGACAAGAAUUAUGGAGGCAUGCAAACGGUGAUUAGGCCAAUCAACCAAGGAACAUCCUCAAGUGUCCAAGCAAAAAGCGAGCAGAGUCAAAUCGUGUUGAGAAAGGUCAUCCCACUCUUGGGGUCAACCAUUUCGUCCACAGUGAGACAGAUUGUGCAAGUUAAUUCGGGACUAGGCGUCGAUUCUUUACUUGGGAAAGUCUCGCUAUCAUUGAGGCCAAUGGUUAGCAGACACGUGGUUAAGGUGGUUAAGCAAGAGGGUUUCUCCAAUUUGGACACGGAAGAAAUCACCUCCCGGAUCAUUGAGCAACUCGCUCCUACUCUAGGGGAGCAAAUUCGUCAAGUUCAAACCACACAAACAACCACAACCAUCACCGCGUCCACCAAUACGGAACCGGAAUUGGGACCAGAUGACCUGAUCGCCAAAAUCGUGGCCAAACUCCAACCCAUCAUCACCCAAACGGUCGAAGAAACGUAUGGUUCGAGAACCACUCAUUUCAAGACGACGGGACAAGCUCACCAGACUCAACCUGUGGUGAGUCAAGUCACCACCACCAUUGACCGAUCCCAUUCCAAUAUCAACCCAGACAAGCUGGUGUCCAACAUUGUGGGUAAAGUCACCCCCAUUAUCACUGAAACCGUCGAGAUUCACGAGGAACAAAUUAAAGAGACAGGAACACUGGAACUGUCGACCGAAGUGGUUGAAACCAUUGUGGCUCAACUCCAACCAUCCAUUCAAGCUACAUUAACCACUGUGGUGACUCAAGCCACAUCUUCUUCCUCCAACGACGAUCUAGCUGAUCUCAUAAUGCAACAACUCCGGAUGCAAAUCACGGAAGCCAUUCAAUCAGGCACUCAAGGAUUGAGCACUGACAAGCGAUUCAAAUUUGAGUUGGAAAUCAGGAAGCAAUUGAGACAAGUCGUCCUGGCUACCAUCUCAGCUUACAGAGCCACCAUUGAAGAUCAGUCUUUUGCGAAAGUCGAUCAGCUCAUGCACUCGGAGAUGAAAAUCACAGAGUCAGAGUUUUCCACGGAUUUAGUUACUACCCUGGUAUCCAAUAUGCAGCCUUACAUUCUUCAAGUUGUGACCACUGCUCUGAGUUCAGAGACAACCACCACUCUCUCCAACGACGCUCUUGUCAACUUGAUCAUCAAGAAAUUAGACAGCAAAAUCGAUGACGCCAUUGCUGACUCUGAUACUGGAUUUACCUUAGAAAAAAAUCGAAGGCUUCACAGCCAAAUUGUCCUGAGUCUCAAGCCAGUGAUUCAAGCUGCCAUUGGUCCAAUCCGUUCAAACCAAGACCAACGGCAAACAAUAGAGAUCGAGACCAUGAUCUUUGCUCCAGAGUUUACUCAAGAGGUUAUCAAGGAGUCCAAGAACGCCAUCGAAUCUGUUGUGGAAGAGACAUUUGGCAAAGGAAAAAUCGACAUUGACGUAACGGAUUCGUACGACACAGUUUUGGACGACUUAAAACCUAGGGUCGAAACAACAAUCAAAACUGCAAUUCAACGGCGUCCAAUCAGAAUUCCAAGCAACUUCUAUCAAUCAGAGACGUAUUUCAAGGCUCUGGAAGCUAUCAUAACUCAAGUGAGGGUCUUGGUGACUUCCUUGGUGAGCGAGAUGAGAGAAAGUGAGACCAUUUUGGUGAGACAAGUCGUGGAGGAACUCAAGGCCAACCACUUACCAGUUGUUGUGACUAAAGUCCUUCAGAACAUUGGAAAGCAAGACAAGACCUCCGUUAUUUCGAAGGUCAAUACAGAAGUUUCUUCGCUUGUCCAAGCUCGUCUGCCAAGUGAUGCUCGAGAGUUUCAAAUCCAACGGUGGACUCGCCUCAUACUUCAAGAGUUGCAACUGGUGAUCAAAACUGAAAUUGAAACACAAUCCCAAGCCCUUCUUCUCAGGCAGUCCCAAAGCACAGAUGAGGAAAUCGUUGAUCAAGCAGUUAUCAGCGUCCAAUCUCAACUCACACAAAUCAUCAAGUCAGCCUUUGAGUCCAACCCGUCCAAUUCUGGCGAUGCCAUUUACUUGAAAGUCGUCCAAGAGAUUCGAUCGGCUAGCUCCAAAUUUCUCCCCACAAGUUCAAGUCAAUCUCAGAUUGACGAAUGGAUUCGUUUGAUCAUCUUGCGUCUGGAAUCGACCAUUCGAACGGAAAUUCGAACCUUCACCACUUCAAGAAAGGCCAUCUUGAGAACCGAGAUCAUUGAGAUCCUAUUCAAUGAUUUCAAGACCAAACUGGAAGGCUUAAUCUCAGGCUUCUUUGCGAGCUUUUCCAAGGAAAAUGUCCCUUCAGAGACCGUGGCCAUUGCUGAUGUACAAGGAGAGGUCCGAUCUCAGAUCCAAAAUACUCUCGGACAACUGAUUUUAAGUGCCAAAUAUUCGAUCUUGGGCACUUCAGAAUCACAAAUCGUUGACGAAGUGAUGGAUAAACUCCGUGCGGUUAUUGAGCGGACGGUUCGCAUUCAAAUCAAGCGAUUUCAAACCACAAAAACCUCCGUGGUGAAAGCCCAAACUCAAAGCUCCAAAAUCACAAGCAUUUUUGGAACUAGUGGGCUCAAUACUGUCCAAUUGGGCAUCUCGUAAACACGGAUUUUCACGUGAACUUCUCUGAAUCAGCAAGGUGAACCCGGACGUUGAUAAGCAAAUAAUCCCCAGUUUUCUGACUCCAGUAGCCGCUUGGCAUACGAUCAGUUAAGU
Molecule: messenger RNA, 3447 nt
Organism: Tigriopus californicus
Lineage: Eukaryota; Metazoa; Arthropoda; Copepoda; Harpacticoida; Harpacticidae
Exons: 6
Coding region: 523-3333 (936 amino acids)
Source: RefSeq, a predicted model, not a curated record